AUGCCCCCUCGUAGGAGGCCCCAGGCUUCCGCAGCCGCGAACGCAGAGGUUGCUAGGAACGCUGCCCCAGGACGAAAGCGACCCUCGCAAUCCAAGUCGGCUUCUGCUUCACAGCCAGCGCAGGCUCCCGAACAACAGCAGCAGGAUGGCCCGACAGAAAAGCACGAGCCGUACAUUCCUUACCCGUAUCGCCAUAGGGAUCCGUUCGAUGCACUGCUCGAGCCUUUCUACUAUAAUAAGUCGUUAACCGACCCGAUCAACACGGCGCAGGAUAAAUGGAAUCUGCUCCCAGCGUUCCUGAAGGUGAAGGGAUUGGUCAAGCAGCACAUCGACUCGUACAACUACUUCGUCGAAGUGCAACUGAAGAAAAUUGUCGAGUCGAGUUCCACAAUCCGCAGCGACGUGGACCAUAACUUCUACAUCAAGUUCACCGAUAUCUACCUCGGAUCUCCCCGCCGCGCAGACGAGCCACAGGACGCUGGGUUCAACGUCGAGUCUACUAUAUCGCCGCAGGAAUGUCGACUUCGGGAUACAACUUAUGCCGCGCCGAUUCGCGUUGAUUUUGAAUAUGUCCGUGGUCGGCAAAGGGUUAUUAAGCGGGGUGUCUCGAUUGGUCGUAUGCCUGUCAUGCUUCGGAGUUCGAAGUGUGUGUUGGCGAACAAGACGCCGUCAGAAAUGACUGUGCUUAACGAGUGUCCUCUUGAUCCGGGUGGUUAUUUCAUUGUCAACGGCACGGAGAAGGUCAUUCUUGUGCAGGAGCAGUUGAGUAAGAACCGUAUUAUUGUUGAGACGGAUCCGAAGAAAGAAAUUGUGCAGGCUUCUGUUACCAGUUCAUCCAACGAGCGAAAGUCUAAGAGUUAUGUCGUCUUCAAGAAAGAAAAGCUUGUCGUCAAGCACAAUGUCCUGAGUGAAGAUAUUCCUAUUGUCAUUCUCCUUAAGGCAAUGGGUAUCCACACCGACAAAGAGAUGAUGCUUCUCGUGGCCGGUGUCGAUAAAGUGUACCAGGAGGAUUUCGCCAUCAACUUCGAAGACGCGAUUAAACUGGGCAUCCACACGCAACAACAGGCUCUCGAGUGGAUUGGCGCGCGUAUUAAGAUCAACCGGAAGCAAAUGUCAUACCGCCGGACCCAUGUUCAGGAGGCGGUUGAGGCCAUCGCAUCCGUCAUCAUCUCCCAUAUCGAAGUGAAGAAUAUGAACUUCCGCCCUAAGGCUCUCUAUGUGGCACACAUGGCGCGUCGUGUGCUGAUGGCCAAGAACGAUGACACUCUGGUAGAUGACCGUGACUACCUGGGCAACAAGCGACUGGAACUGGCUGGUCAGUUGCUGGCGCUGCUGUUUGAAGAUCUAUUCAAGAAGUUCUGCUUUGAUAUCAAGAUGAAUAUCGACAAAGUCCUGAACAAGCGCAACCGAGCAGAGCAGUUCGAUGCCUGGAGUGUCAUGAGUAUGCAUGGUAAUCACAUCACCCAGGGCAUGAACCGUGCCAUUUCCACAGGUAACUGGAGUUUGAAGCGUUUCCGUAUGGAGCGUGCCGGUGUCACCCACGUUCUGAGCAGAUUGAGUUAUAUCGCAGCACUGGGUAUGAUGACCCGUAUCAGCAGUCAGUUUGAAAAGACAAGAAAGGUCAGUGGCCCUAGAGCGCUGCAACCAUCCCAGUUUGGUAUGCUUUGUCCAGCAGAUACGCCUGAAGGUGAAGCCUGUGGUCUAGUCAAGAACUUGGCUCUCAUGACACACAUCACGACCAACGACGAAGAAGGCCCUGUGCGGAAUUUGAUUUUCAUGCUUGGUGCUGAGGAUAUCCAAACCGUCGGUGGCAAGGAACUGUAUGCGCCUGGCUGCUACACGAUCUCGAUCAACGGUACGCCAACGGCACUCACACGGCGCCCGAAGUACUUCCUCGAAGCCUUCCGACGACUGCGUCGGAUGGGCAGAAUCUCCGAGUUUGUCAGUAUCUUCAUCAACCACCAUCAGCGGGCGGUGCAUAUCGCAACAGACGAUGGCCGGAUUUGCAGACCUCUCAUCGUCGUCGAAAAUUGCAAGUCCAUGGUCACAGCGCACCACUUGGAGAAGCUCCGGGAUGGAACAAUGCAAUUUGACGAUUUCCUCGCGCAGGGCUUGGUGGAGUACCUGGAUGUGAACGAGGAAAACGACUCGCUCAUCGCCAUCUACGAAAAGGACAUCAGCGAGACCACGACACAUCUCGAAAUCGAACCGUUCACCGUCCUCGGAGCAGUCGCUGGCCUAAUUCCCUACCCGCAUCACAACCAGUCCCCGCGUAAUACCUACCAAUGUGCAAUGGGUAAACAAGCCAUUGGCGCCAUCGCAUCGAACCAGUUCCUCCGCAUCGACUCGAUUCUCUACCUCAUGGUGUACCCACAGAAACCAAUGGUCAAGUCACGGACAAUCGAGCUGACAAAAUACGACCACCUCCCCGCUGGGCAAAAUGCCAUGGUCGCGGUGAUGAGUUACUCCGGUUACGAUAUUGAAGAUGCCCUCGUCCUGAACAAGGGUUCCGUCGACCGCGGCUUCGGACGCUGCCAGGUCUACCGCAAAUACGUAACAAACUUAAAGAGCUACUCAAACGGCACAAAGGACCGUCUCGACCCUCCACAGUACGAGAACGACGCACCCAUCCGCAAACACGCCCUCUUGCAAAGCGACGGUCUCGCUGCCGUCGGCGAACAAGUCAACGCAGGCGAAACCUACAUCAACAAAUCCACUCCAGACCAAGCACACUCCUCGGGCAUCACAGGCUCCGACCUAGGCCGCCCCGUCAGCUUCCAGCCAACCCCCAUGACCUACAAACUGCCCGACCCUGCGCACAUCGACAAGGUCAUGGUCUCAGCCACCGAGGGCGAAAACCAACUCAUUAAGGUCCUAACACGCCAAACCCGCCGCCCAGAAGUCGGCGAUAAAUUCUCCUCCCGCCAUGGACAGAAGGGUGUCGUGGGUAUCAUCGCCGACCAAUCCGAUAUGCCCUUCACAGACUCCGGCAUCAACCCAGACAUCAUCAUGAACCCGCACGGUUUCCCCUCCCGCAUGACAGUCGGGAAAAUGCUCGAGCUCGUCGCCGGAAAGGCAGGCGUGCUGGCCGGCCACCACGGCUACGGCACAUGUUUCGGCGGAACACCCGUUGAAGAAACAUCGCGCAUCCUCGUCGAGAAGGGCUUCAGCUACGGUGGAAAGGAAUACCUCACCUCCGGCAUAACAGGCGAAGCACUUCCCUUCUACGUGUUUACAGGCCCAAUCUACUACCAGAAACUAAAGCACAUGGUCCAAGAUAAGAUGCACUCGCGUGCCCGCGGCCCGCGCGCAAUGCUCACCCGCCAGCCCACCGAAGGACGCUCGCGAGACGGUGGUCUGCGUCUCGGAGAAAUGGAACGUGACUGUCUGAUCGCGUACGGAACUUCUCAACUCCUGCUCGAGCGGUUGAUGAUCUCGUCUGAUCGCCAUGAAAUCGACGUCUGUGAGACGUGCGGAUUCAUGGGGUAUCUGAACUGGUGUCAGCGAUGCAAGUCGUCGCGGGGGGUGGUGAAGAUGGCGAUUCCGUAUGCGGCCAAGUUGUUGAUUCAAGAGUUGAUGAGUAUGAAUGUUACGGCGCGGUUGAAGUUGGAGGACGAGUUUCCGGAGUCGAAGGGGCGGUAG
Molecule: messenger RNA, 3642 nt
Organism: Aspergillus chevalieri
Lineage: Eukaryota; Fungi; Ascomycota; Eurotiomycetes; Eurotiales; Aspergillaceae
Gene: RET1
Product: DNA-directed RNA polymerase III core subunit RET1
Exons: 3
Coding region: 1-3642 (1213 amino acids)
Biological process (GO): DNA-templated transcription
Cellular component (GO): RNA polymerase III complex
Molecular function (GO): DNA binding; ribonucleoside binding; DNA-directed RNA polymerase activity
Source: RefSeq, a predicted model, not a curated record